Messenger RNA from Moneuplotes crassus, 2955 nucleotides. NCBI's taxonomy places the organism in Eukaryota, Ciliophora, Spirotrichea, Euplotida, Euplotidae. The record is from the annotation of a GenBank genome assembly.
UUGGUUUAACAAGAUCUAAAAAAUUAGUAAUCCUUUUAAUACAUUAAAUCUAAGCGAAAGAGUUCACCCCAUAUGUCAAAUUCUGAUACAAUAACGCAGAUUAGGAGAGAACUCAAAAGCUCUAAAGAAAUAACUCCUGAAUUCCUUAACAAUCUCAUUGGCAGAAUGAAAGGAUUUUGGCCGACAAUGAAGAAAGAGAAAGAUUCCUACCAAAAAGUUCUUUUUAUAGUAAAGCUGUUGCAGAAUUUCAGGAAGAAUUUCACUUCAGAACAGCACUGGUGGAGUUACUCAAAAAUGUUAAAGCUGAUCAAAUCAAACAAAGAAUUUUGGAAAUUCCUAGAACCAUGAGCUUGUGAGACUAUUGAUAAUUGCAUUGCAAUGAUCCCUUUGAUUGUAAAGAACCUUAACAGAUCUUCAGAAAGCUCUCAAUCUCCCAGAAAGGAUAGAAAAGAAAAGCCAAAAAGCGUAGAAAAGAAAACAACAACUUUUAAGAAAGAAGAGAAGAAAACAAUUAGUCCAAAAAAAAGUCUUGAAGAAACUAAAAAGAAAGAGGAAGAAGAAAAGAAGUUGAGUGAUAGCGAAUCGGAACAAUCUGAAAGCUCCUGUCUAUCUUCUCAUAGAUCACAGUCAGAAACUAGUUUGAAGGAGGUUAAGACAAUUCAGAAAGAGAAGACUCCUUUAGAUAAUGAUAUUCCCAGUAAGAAACCAUCUAAAAGGAGAAUGAAAGCAAAAAGAGUUCAACAAGCAAGAAGGAUCUGCCAUCUAAACCAAAAAUUCCUACCGAAGAGCAAAAGAAACCAUCAAAAAAAGAAAUCAAUAGAAAAAGAGAAAGUCAAAAACACCCCUCCUCCAAAUACCAAACCACCUUUCCUCAACCCCAAAAACCCUCCCAAACCCGACUCCCCCCAAAAAGCCACAUCCGACUCUACCAAAGCCACUCCCCAAAAACCCCUUCCUCCACACCUCCCCACCUCCCUCCCUCCUCCUCCCUCCCCCCUCCUCAUAAAAUCCGAACACCCAAUCCUUCCACCCUCUCCUUCCCAAACCCAGCCUCCUCCCACUCCUCUCACGCACAAAGUCUACCUCCACAACCCUCUCUCAGCCACGUCCCUCGCCCACUUGCUUAGUACGUUCUCGACCAAGAUCCUCGAUCCCUUCAAGAAACCUCCCGAAGAGAUUAAGUACUCUAUAGAAGGAACACAGGGGAAUAAUAGUAGUGGGCAGAGUUCAGAAGAGAAGAUUUGUUCGAGUGAGGAAGAGAAGAGGGAGGAUAGUGAAGAGGAAGGAAAGGUAGGAGGGAAGAGAGUGAGGGUGGAUGAAGGAAUAGUGGGGCAGAAGAGGAUGAAGGUGGGGGAAGAGAGUGAUGAGUGGGAUGAAGAUGAGAUUUUGGUCAGGAGUGUCAUGGAUGAUGAACAGGUUGAGUAUGUUAAUCCGAAGAGGAGGAAGCAGGUGUUCCCGAGUGAGUUGUUGAGGAUGAGUGAGGGGAAGUUUCAGAGGAGAGGUGAUGGAGGCGUUUUUGGGUUUGGAGAGGAUUUGGUGAAGAAAGAAGAGUCGAAUAUUAAUGAUGCCAGACAGGUGAAUAGUAGUAUCAUUAAAGCUGGAAAACAAGAAUUGUCUCAGAAGAAAAAGAUAUACCAUUGAUAUGGAAUCAAGAAAUUUAAUGCUCCUAGAACAAGCAUUGAACCUUCAGAUCUAGCCCAUAAUUCUGGAAUGUAUUCUGGGAAUAACGAACCUGAAACUCAAAAUAAUUCUUUUGAGCCAGUUCAAAGAAUCUCUCACCUAGAAGCAAUGAAGAAUGCUGAAGAGAUGAACAAAUUGACAAACAGAAAGAGGAAUACUAUUAAAAAUUACCUUAGCCAGCCCAAAGGGUUUAACCCACAAUCAAAGUUCAAAAUUCCUGCUCCGUUAGUAAGGCCAAAAGAAAUCUUCAAAAAUCCUAGUGAAAGAAAGAUUACAAAUGACCAACCAGAAAUUAUUGAGAUUGAUUCAGAUGAGCCAAGUGUCAAGAUGUACACUCCAAUAAAAACUACAAAGCAAAAAGAAAAUAUUGUGUCUGUCGACUCCUAUUUAGAUGCAGUAUUGGGCAGAGAUACUCAAAUGCAACAAGAGAAAGCCAAUCAGGUCGAUCUUACUACUUCUAAAGAAACAGAGGAGAAAGACAGGAUUGUAUUUGAGCCAAGUGACAAUGUUAAAGUUCAGCCAACCUAUGGAACAAAAAUAAGCUUCACCAAUCCUCUGUUUAAUAAUCCAUCGAUGAGUGAGAGUGAAGAAGAAGACGAUGAAGAAGAUGAUGAUGAGGAAGAAGAGCAACUUCAUAUUACAAAAAUGCAACCACAAGCACAGGUCAGCUUUCCUAUGCAAAAUUCAUCUUUAAUCCAUCAAGAACCAGAAACACCUGAAGAUGAAAAACCGAAAAAGUCUGUUAUUGUGCCAAUAUUGAAAAAGAUCCUAUUAAAGGAGAUGAAAAGAAUAAACUAAAAGAACUUCUGGAAAACAUGAGAAACAAUAGUUGAAGACCAAAAGAACCUCCAAGACCCUUAGCUUCUAAUACUUUCAGAGCACAACCUCAGCAACGCUCAUAUGCUACUUCUCCUGCCUCUUUUAGAGGUCUGAAUACUCAAAUAAGAAAUCUUCAGCCAGGAUCUAGAUUUGAUGAAGUGUGUGAGCUCUCUUCUUCAUCAAGUGGAGAUUACUCUCAAUCAGAAUCUUCUCAAGAAGCUCCUAGUAGCAACGAAAACUCAGCAGGUAUAGCUAGACCUCAAGAAGUUAUUACAGAAGGGAGUGCUGAGUCCCCAAAUGAGAGUAGCGCUCCUGUAAACGAUUCAACUGAAGAGCAAGCCUCUUUAAGCCAUGAGAAUAAUUCAAUGACAGAUGAGACUAACUCCAUUGGUCAGGAAAGUACAGAAAAUCCUACAGGACAAGAAUCUACAGAGUUCCCUGCUGAUGCCUACCAAG